GAGGUACUAUAUAUAAUAUCCUUUCUCUCUGAGGGCCACCUUGACUUACAUGUGGAGCCAUGAGCUGCCUGCAUUGAUGAUUAACUCCAUCAGAUUCCACGCAGGGCCAGGCGCACCUCUCAAAUCUCCAGGAAGUGUUUCCAGCAACACCAUGACAGUAAGUAAUAAUUGCAUUAUUAGAUUUGGCUCCUGCACACCAGGAGCUGUGGGCCCCCUCUUAUCAGAGGAGCGCUUUAUUAGAGGCGAUGCCCGAAGGGGGAGGGGCCACUCUUUCUUUUCCUGUCGGGGUAUGGUGAUAGAUAAGUAUAAGACCCCCUGCAAGAAUGCGAUCACAUUGGCAAAAACAAGUCAUUGUGUUGCUUUGCCUCGGUCGAGUCAGCGCCAACAUGCAGCAGCUCAUCCUGCCCGCUCUCCUGGCAUCAUUCUGGACACUGUGCACAGGAGCAGGAGAUUGGUGCUAUCAGUCCCAGUUCAGCUGUGAUCAUCAGUGCAAUGCGCCAGACAAGUGGAACCACGCCCACAGCGACUGUGAAGGAAAAUACCAGUCGCCCAUCAACAUCGUCACCAGAAAGACUUCGAAAGACGAGCGACUGACUCCUUUUCAGUUCGACAACUACCAGCAGACCUUCAGAGGCACAAUCAAGAACAAUGGCCACUCGGUCCAGGUUGGAGUUCCUCACCUGAGCACCGUCUCAGAUGGAGGCCUGCCGACCAGCUACAAGGCGGUGCAGUUCCACCUGCACUGGGGCGACAACGGAGGACCCGGCUCAGAACACACCAUUGAUGGGGAGCAGUAUCCCAUGGAGCUGCACAUUGUACACAUGAAGCACCAUUACACUGAUCUGAUAACAGCCCUAUCAGACCCAGAGGGAGUUGCAGUCCUCGGGUUCUUCUACGAGAGGUCCAAUAGUGCAAACCGAAAGUAUGACCCCAUCAUCAACGCUCUGCAAAGCAUCAAAGCUACAAAUGGAAAUACUUCUCUAAUUCCCAUGUCCCUGGCACAACUAAUCCCAGCUGAGCAGAAUCUGACCACUUAUUACCGCUACAAGGGCUCUCUGACCACCCCAGGGUGCACUGAGGCUGUGAUCUGGACUUUGUUUGAGAAUCCCAUCCCUCUGAGCAUGGCACAGCUGCGGGUGUUCUCCGAGCUCAAGUUCCACGACGAAAAGCAGAUGGUGGGGACCUUCAGACCGGUCCAGCCCCUGAACGGUCGGCAGGUGUUCCGGUCGGGAGGUGCAGUGAUCCUGGCCAGCUCCGUCCUCCUCAUGGCCGCCAUUGCCACGGCCUUGGGUCUGUCCCAACCCAACUAGAGGGAGGCAUCCCGUGCUGCACUGCGACAUCCAUGAACACAAUAAGUUCUGUAUCACUCCUUAGCUGAACCCUGGUUUAUAACUUCCUCAUCGCAUGGUUGCUAAGAUGUUCAACCACGUCGUAGUGCAGGCAUGACUCACAGUUUUCCGCCCUUACAACACAAAUGACAAAGGCGUUUGAGGAACGUCUUAUGAAUGGUGCUGUAAGGGUUCGAUUAGCAUUCAUGCAUGUGCAGUGAAGUCUUAUUUCAGCAUUAUGAAUGUGCCAUAAAACAGAUUACCAACCACUCAAGAUAUGAACUAAAUUCAAACUCAACACCAGAUCACUCACUCAUGCCCUCAUUUUUCACUGCGUCAUCCUACACAGCAUAGACUCGCACACUCGUUACCCUCCAAUGUCCAAUGUCAGGUAAAUUUAGUCUCUGCUUCAUGCUAAUGCGAGUCGCUGAUGAUGUGCCAAUGUCAGCCCCGUGACCUGCACGUGAUGUGCAGUUCUCAAUGGGGCGUGUGAACGGCAUGGAGCUAUUAAUAGCAGAACUGAGUUGAAUAAACACGCUCCAUUUCAAAGCCAGCGGUCAAAGGAGUCAGCAGUUUGGCUUUCUUUCAAAGUCCAGGAGCACACAGCGCGGCCGUCAGGUGAACCCCAGGCAGCCACUCAGUCAGCAGUUGGCCUGGGAAGGGGGGGGGUUGUGGUGUGAGGUCUUGCCUUUCUCCGAAUCCAGUGUCAUGAGCAGAGCUGCAGUCUAUCUUGUUCAAGAGUCAGAGGCCCUGUUCACACCUGGCAUUAACAUGCACACGUCGUGGUCAGCUCACACCAACGACAGCAUCAAGAAGCAUGACACACGCAUGGUAUUACAUCCUUGCACGUGCCACUUCUCGCAUGUUUUUCCGUGAAAACCGCGAUCUAACGACUUUAAAAGUUGUGUAGAGUUAACUUGUCUUAAAAGAAUGUGGUCUGAGCGAUUGGAUCUCAAAGCGUCCUCAUUGCAUGUUGGGUACAUUCACACCUGUACUUAAAGCUGUUUACUUAUCACUGGAUCACCCAAAAUGCAUGUUAAGGCCAGGUGUAAACAGGGCCUUUACUGAACCCUGAGACAAAGAUGAAGCUGCAGAGAUGCUAAUGCUAAUAAAGUGAGGGACAGCCUGGUUUCAGAGAGAGGGGGGGAGCAUCUGCAGCACCAGGAGACAGCAACACUUUUGAGAAUCAACCUGCAUCUAAACUCUUCUUUUUAAACCAACAUCAUUAUUUUCAUGCAUCUCAAACACUUGCAUGACUCUGCAUGUCUGAUGUCCCAGAUGUUCAUAAUGAGCUGCGUGUACAUGGCUGCUGGAGAAAAGCUGCGCACGCACAAAACCGUGCUUGACAAAUUCAUAAACACACCUCAGGCACUCCAUUUCACAUUUUUGACCCAUGAAGUUCAGUGAGCUUAUCUUAAAGAACAUGUGACUGUGUUCAUGGCUUGUAUUACAGGGUCUCAGAUGCACUGAAUGUUAUUGACUGUGAAUUACACCCCACUGAGUUCUCACUCAUUUAUUCAGGAGGACUCGUCUAGUGAGAGAUCUGUGCAAUUUUCCAGCAAGAAUUUAUUGAGCAAGGAAUCUGUAUAUUUUCCAUUGUUUCAUAAGGCAUCAAGUUAUCUUACUAUGCUGUGUCAUUGUACGCAGUAUGUAUUUAUGUACUGAAUGUGUAUAUUGAUAUGAGAUGCACAGUUAUUGUUAUUUAUGUAUUGCAAAGUUUAUAUAUGAAUGCAAACCCAUAUAUGAAGCAUCAACUUGUCCAUGACCAAUCGAGUUUACUUAUGAUGUCCAAGUGUAUGAGAUUGUAAGGUUGUAAUGCUUGACAGUGUCAUAAAUAAUAUGGAGAAUGUGUUCCGACUGAACAAAAUAAUAAAAUACUUACAUGCC
Molecule: messenger RNA, 3215 nt
Organism: Cottoperca gobio
Lineage: Eukaryota; Metazoa; Chordata; Actinopteri; Perciformes; Bovichtidae
Gene: ca4a
Product: carbonic anhydrase IV a
Exons: 8
Coding region: 324-1310 (328 amino acids)
Cellular component (GO): plasma membrane
Molecular function (GO): carbonate dehydratase activity; zinc ion binding
Source: RefSeq, a predicted model, not a curated record